UAUUGAAUGAUAGUCCAGAAGCGCCACUAACCGGCGAAGUGCAAUUUCCAGUGCUCCCGGUGGUCAAUGAUGAAAACGAAGUCACUGAUGGACGUCCAACAUUUGCCUUGGGUGAUGAGCCGGAGGGAAUCAACCAACUGAAAACGAGCCCGACCAGUCAGCUGCCAAUGAACCGCCUGCAGUCGGCAAUGUGGAAAAUGGUUUGGUCGAUCAAGACGUGGUCUUCGAUUUCUCUGUUCUUGAUGGAGACUUGCCGUCAAAAAGACCCCCGAUAUGGGAUCGAUGCCACUUGCCCCACAUUGCCGUCGACGAUUUCUCCGAUGAUGUCCCUUGGUGUUUCGUUUCCCAGUUGUGCCUCCAACACGACCUGUUACAACUAUUUGGGUAUUGAUGAGUGCUUUCCACAAUUGUGCGAACCGUUGCCCGCUGGAGUGUCCACUCAAAUGUUUGCAAACGUGUUUGGUCUUCCGUGUACACUCUAUGGCUCGACAUUUGUAUGUUAUAGUUCACAAGGAAUGAAUGGAUGCUAUCAAACACAAGUCACAGCCAGCACCCCGAUUUCCCAAAUCUCCUCAAAUAGUCCAUCUACAUGCCCCUCAUUGCCGUCAACCGUUUCCCCGACAAUGUUCGUCGCAUUUGCUUCCCCUGGUAGCCUCGCGUGUCCAGCCGGUUCCACUUGCUAUUCGAUAGUCGGAAUCAAUGGAUGCUAUUCAUUGGGCACCUCAAUCACCACCGAAAAUUGCACCGAUGCUAGUCCAUCGUGCUCAAUCUGGGCCGAUUGUGGCUUUUGCAAUGAUCCAAUUGUGGCCAGCGUCGACAAAGCGAAAUAUUGCAUGAAAACGAAUCAAGUUAGAAUGGGAAGGCUCAAACGAGAGGUUGGACUUGAAACUGAUCAACCAAAAGAAAUCGAAUCAUCGAGUGAGUCGAGUGAGAAUGAAGAUAUUGCACCAAAGGGAAAACCGGUGUUAUUGAGGGAACCCCGAUACGAAUUGGCUAAUCUCGUGCUACUUAGCAUUCUCGUGUUCAUCGCCAUCUUCACAUUGAUCGUUUCACUGAGAAAGAAUCACAGCCGUUCUAUUCACUCCACAAUAAACCAUGAAUAUAAAUUGCUUCAUCAAAGUCGACAAUCAGCUAAUGUA
Molecule: messenger RNA, 1139 nt
Organism: Mesorhabditis belari
Lineage: Eukaryota; Metazoa; Nematoda; Chromadorea; Rhabditida; Rhabditidae
Source: the annotation of a GenBank genome assembly